GGUAAUGCAGAUGGUAAAAUUGUGUUAUUUUCGUCAAUAAAAACAUGAAAUGAUCGAUACGACUCUUUCUACUUCAACACCAAAAGAAGAAAAAAAAUAAAGAUAUACAUAUCUCCCUUCUUCUCUCGUUUCAUAACAUGUCAUUCAUCGCUGCACCCAAUCUUCACUCUUCAUACUCAAACAUGGCACUAGAAAGCUCUAAAGUUAAGUUCGGAAUUCUCGGUUGUGCCGAGAUCGGGAGAAAAUUAGCCAGAGCAAUUACGCUAGCACCUAACUCGGAUCUUUGUGCUGUAGCUAGUCGUUCGGUCGAAAAGGCCAAGAACUAUGCUAUAACAAAUGGGUUUCCAUCAACUUCAAAGGUUUAUGGAAGUUAUGAACAGCUGCUUGAUGACCCAGAUAUUGAUGCUGUUUAUGUACCACUUCCUACUAGUUUACACCUAGAGUGGGCUGUGAAAGUUGCUGAGAAGAAGAAACAUUUGUUGUUGGAAAAACCAGUUGCUUUGAAUGUGAAUGAGUUUGAUGUUAUUUUCAAAGCUUGUGAAGAUAAUGGUGUUCAGUUCAUGGAUGGUACUAUGUGGAUGCACAAUCCAAGGACUUUGAAAAUGAGAGAGUUUCUGGAUGAUUCUGAAAAGUUUGGUGAACUGAGAUCUGUGCACAGCAUCUUCACAUUUACUGCUGAGGAUGAUUUUCUCAAGAAUGACAUUCGAGUGAAGCCGGAUCUUGAUGCACUUGGAGCACUAGGUGAUGUGGGAUGGUACUGCAUCAGGUCCAUCUUGUGGGCGGCCAACUAUGAGUUGCCAAAAACAGUUACUGCACUUCGUGGACCCAUUUUUAAUGAUUCAGGAGUAAUCCUCGCAUGCGGCACAUCUUUACAAUGGGAAGAUGGCAAAGUGGCCACCUUCCAGGCCUCCUUCCUUACUAAUCUCACCAUGGAUGUUACUGCACUAGGAACAAAAGGAACUCUGCGUCUGCACGAUUUUGUCAUUCCUUUCCAAGAAACCUCUGCUUCCUUUACAGUUGCCUCAAAGUCAGGCUUUGAAGAACUUGUGACAGGAUGGGUGCCAGUGCCCAGUGAGCACAUUGUUCCAACUGAUCUCCCACAAGAAACUCGAAUGGUUAAGGAGUUCUCCAGCUUGGUCACAAGUAUUAAGGAAGCUGGCGCAAAACCAGAAACAAAAUGGCCAAUAAUCAGUAGGAGGACACAAUUGGUUCUCGAUGCAGUCAAGGCAUCGAUUGAUAAGGGUUUCGAGACAGUCGAGAUUUGAGGCUUAGUCUAGGUUAUCCUGCUGUUCAUUUUAAAGUCUGUGCUUGAAUUUCUUAAGUUUUUCUUUAUUGGAUCAUUGGAACCUCAAUUUGAUGGAACUUUGUCUGAAUCUUUUUAAGUAGCUUUGUUUAAUCUGGUAUGCAGUACAUAUGUUGUUGAACCCAAUAGCAAUAAUAACACUGACACUUCUGAGUGCAUUCUAAAGCA
Papaver somniferum (opium poppy) is the source of this 1471-nucleotide messenger RNA. RefSeq lists its product as uncharacterized. The coding region runs from base 138 to 1265 and encodes 375 amino acids. Lineage: Eukaryota; Viridiplantae; Streptophyta; Magnoliopsida; Ranunculales; Papaveraceae. Gene Ontology annotation, molecular function: nucleotide binding. The transcript has 2 exons. The record is from RefSeq and is a predicted model, not a curated record.